UCAUGGAAAAGGAAAACCUCGUCGUUACGGCGCUUCUUUCGUCUUUCUUUCAAGUGACUUUUGACAGGUUGUUUUCAAGUAAUCUCAUAGACUACUUCCGUAGAAGCAAACUUGAAGAUGUGCUGGUGGACAAACUUAAGAUUACUGUUGAUUCUAUCAACAAAGUGCUGGACGAAGCAGAGACAAAGCAGUACCAAGACACAUCGGUGAAGGAGUGGCUUGAUGAAGUUAAACAUGCUGUGUAUGAGGCUGACAAGUUGUUAGAUGAGAUUGCCACUGAUGCACCACUCAAGAAGCUUAAAGCUGAAUCUCAAACUGCUGCCAGCCAGGUACGAGGCUUCUUUUCGGCUUUUACUGCUAAUCCAUUUGAAUCUAGGCUCAAAGAAUUGCUACAGAACUUAGAUUCUCUUGAAAAGCAAAAGGGAAAGUUAGAAUUGAAAGAAGACACUCGCGCUAGCAAUGAAGGUGGAGUUAGUUGGAAACUCCCUAAAAGAUUGCCAAGUACAUCUUUGGUGGGACUAUCGAGCACCAUAUAUGGUAGAGAUGAGGAUAGAGAGCAAAUAAUCAAAUUUUUACUUUCAGACAAUGUCAAUGACAACUCUGUACCUAUAAUUAGCAUAGUGGGUAUCGGUGGGAUGGGUAAGACCACCCUUGCUCAGCUCGUGUACAAUGACCAAAGCUUGAAGGAGCAGUUUGAACUUAAAGCUUGGGUCCAUGUGUCAGAAUAUUUUGAUAUUGUUGGAGUUACAAAAGCAAUUCUUAAGUCAUUCCAGUGUUCAGCAGAUGCUGAAGAAUUGAAUUCACUUCAACUUGAAUUGCAGAAGACACUAAUGGGCAAGAAAUAUUUGCUUGUUCUAGACGAUGUCUGGAAUGAGAAUUGGGCAAGUUGGGAAGCCUUACAAGUUCCUCUUAAUUAUGGAUCUUCUGGAAGUAGAAUUCUUGUCACAACACGUGAUAAGAAGGUAGCAUCAGCCAUGAAAUCCACCCAACUACUUCCUUUAAAGGAAUUGAAGAAAGAUGAUUGUUGGAGUUUAUUUGAGAGACAUGCUUUUCACAACAAGAAUGUAAGUGAACAUCCAAAUCUUGAAUCAAUUGGCAAGAAAAUCGUUAAGAAGUGUGGAGGGUUACCUUUAGCUAUAAAAGCAUUGGGAAAUCUCUUGCUAAUAAAAUUCUCUCAAAGUGAAUGGGUUAAGAUAUUGGAGACUGAUAUGUGGCGUCUAUCUGUUGAUAGUAACAUUAACCCGACAGUGAGAUUGAGUUACCAUGUUCUUCCUUCGAAUCUGAAGCGUUGUUUUGCUUAUUGUUCUAUGUUUCCCAAAGGCUAUCCGUUUGAAAAGGAUGAAUUAAUCCAGUUUUGGAUGGCAGAAGGUUUGCUGAAGUGCUGCGGAACAGAUAAAAGUGAAGAAGAUUUGGGUGAUGAAUUCUUCAAUCAGCUUGAGUAUAUUUCAUUUUUCCAACAAUCAGCAGGCAGUUUCUUCGUGAUGCAUGAUCUUGUCAAUGAUUUAGCAAAAUCAGUGUCAGGAGAAUUCUGUUUACGAAUAGAGGGUGAUCUUAUCCCAAAGCUGUUAGAUAGGGUGCAAGAUAUCCCUGAUAAGACACGUCACAUUUGGUGCUCAAAUGAUAUAAAAGACGGUGAUAAAAUAUUAGAGCAUAUUUACAAGUGUAAUGGAUUACGCAGUCUGAUAUGGAAACGAGGUGCCCGAGGCUUCAAGAUAUGCAACAAUGUACAACAUGCUCUGUUUUCGAGACUUAAAUAUUUGCUGGUGUUAUCAUUCAGAUAUCAUGAUCUCUCAGAGCUAGAUGAUGAGAUAAGCAAUUUAAAGCUUUUGCGCUAUCUAGACCUUUCUUACACUGAGAUUAAAAGGUUACCUGAUUCCAUUUGUGUGCUGCAUAAUUUGCAGACUCUGAAAUUGGAAGAUUGCCAUAAUUUGACUGAGCUCCCUUCAGAUUUUUAUAAACUCAUCAAUUUACGACAUCUUCACCUGGAAGGCACUCGAAUAAAGAAGAUGCCAAAGCAUAUAGGAAGGCUAAUCCAUCUUCGGACGCUGACUCAUUUUGUUGUGAGAGAGAAUGGUGGAUCUGAUAUUAAGGAGUUGGCCAAACUCCACCAUCUUCAAGGAAGACUUAACAUUUCAGGGUUGGGAAAUAUCACUGAUCCUGCAGAUGCCGCAGAAGCCAAUUUGAAAGAUAAGAAACAUUUAGAAAAAUUAUUGUUGAAGUUCCAUGAAAGAACAGAAAGCCAAUCAACGAGUGGAGAAAACGAUGACUUAAUAUUUGAAAUGCGUGUCUUGGAGGCACUUCAACCAGAUAGCAACCUGAAUAGCCUCACUAUCAGAUACUAUCGUGGCAAUAGCUUUUCAGAUUGGCUUGGGGAUUCUCAUUUUUCCAAUUUAGUGUCUAUGAACCUGGGUGGAUGCCGAUUCUGUUCAAGCUUGCCACCACUUGGGCUGCUCUCCUCCCUCAAGGAGCUUUUUAUUUCAGACUUUGAUGAAAUAGAGAUAAUUGGUAGAGAGUUUUACGACAAUUAUUCAUCAAAUGUUCCAUUCAGGUCCCUUGAAAUUUUUGAAAUUGAGAAUAUGCCCAAAUGGAAGGAAUGGUUCUGUCCGGAUGAUGGUGAAUGUUUCCCAUUUCUUAAAGAGCUUUCAAUUCAAAACUGUCCGAAGUUGAAAAGUGGGCUGCCUCAACACCUUCCUUAUUUGAAAAAACUGGAGAUUAGUGAUUGCCAAGAGCUUGAGGCUUCACUUCCCAAGACUCCUAAUGUUGGGGAGUUACGACUUGAUGGAUGUGAAAACAUUUUGGUAAAUGAAUUGCCAUCCACCUUGAAAAAAGCCUUCAUUAGUGGUACUGGAGUCCUUGAGUCCUACCUGGAGCAAGUUCUAUUGAAUAAUGCUUCUCUUGAAGUGUUAGUGCUUACAGAUUUUAAUGGUCCAGAUCUAAAAUGCUCCUCUUUGGAUUUGCGUUGCUGUAAUUCUCUUCGCACACUGUCUUUUAGAAGCUGGUACUCCUCCUGGUGGCCUUUCUCACUAAGCUUGUUCACCAAUCUUCAUUCUCUGUACUUGAAUGAUUGUCCACAGCUGAUAUCAUUUCCUGGGGAAUGUUUUCCUUUGAGUCUAAGCAUCCUCUAUAUAAGGAACUGCCCCAAACUGAUUGCUUCGAGAGAGGAGUGGGGUUUGUCCAAACUUCAUUCUUUGAAAGAUUUCAGUGUUACUGACGACUUUGAAAACGUGGAGUCUUUCCCGGAGGAGAGUCUGCUGCCACCUAAUAUUAAUAUUCUCUACUUGGAGAAUUGUUCAAAGCUAAGAAUAAUUAACAAAAGGGGUCUUCUCCACCUCAAAUCUCUCAAAUACCUAUAUAUUUGGAAUUGCCCUCGUGUUGAGUACAUGCCAGAGGAGGGUCUACCCAACUCUCUUUUUGCUUUAUCGAUUUGCAAUUGUCCAUUCCUUAGGCAGCGGUACCGAAAGGAGGAAGGCGAGCAUUGGCAUAAAAUUAGUCACAUUCCUUCUGUGUCUAUUUGGUAGCAGCUGAAAGAGAUGUUACUAAAUGCACAGAGAUGUUGAAGUUCAGGGUUGUUGGAUAUUGGGGACUUUGAGACGAAUGCAUGUUGUGGAUUUUGAACUAGCCAAGUUCUUGCAUCACCCUGGAGCUUCUCAAUCAAUGUCUCUUCAUUUGGCUCCUAUGCCUGUGUUUUCCUCCUUUCCUUUACUUAGAUUACCACCUCAUCUUUUCUAUUUUUGUUACUUUUUUCUUUUGUACUCUAUAUUCUGUUUGUUUAAGAUAUUGGCAUUCGGAAGAUGUCCGAAAAUUUUUGAACUGGAAAUCUAAACCAUUUAAUUUUAAUAGAGUGGUUUUGUUUUAUGCUA
Molecule: messenger RNA, 3860 nt
Organism: Gastrolobium bilobum
Lineage: Eukaryota; Viridiplantae; Streptophyta; Magnoliopsida; Fabales; Fabaceae
Product: putative disease resistance RPP13-like protein 1
Exons: 2
Coding region: 3-3518 (1171 amino acids)
Biological process (GO): defense response to other organism
Molecular function (GO): ADP binding
Source: RefSeq, a predicted model, not a curated record